Mytilus trossulus (common blue mussel) is the source of this 1365-nucleotide messenger RNA. RefSeq lists its product as uncharacterized. The coding region runs from base 16 to 702 and encodes 228 amino acids. Lineage: Eukaryota; Metazoa; Mollusca; Bivalvia; Mytilida; Mytilidae. The transcript is spliced from 2 exons. The record is from RefSeq and is a predicted model, not a curated record.
UCCAAAAGAAAAAGGAUGGACUUACCAUCCAUUUGUUUAACAGUUUUAAUGGAUGGCUUUCCCUUCCAAUUAGAAGAUAUAUGUUUGAUGGAUAAACCAUCCAUUUUUUUUCCCUCUGUGCUUGAAAAUAGUAGUAUACAUCUUACACAAAUUCAGCAGUUAGAAAUGAAUACAGAGAGGAUCAUCAAGAUUGAAUGGUCAAUAAAAGGAUACCAUGCUUUUCGGAUAAAGCCUCACUCACAAAUUGAGUUAGAUGUGUUGCCCGAGGAAGGAAAUCCUUUCAGCCAAUAUGCAACAAAGGUAGUAAUGCCACUGCUUCAAGAGAUUUCUCCAGAUCUUCACAAUGUUUCAACCGACAUGAGAGAAGAAAACCACCAAAGGGGACAGCUUAUGAAAGAUAUUGCAGGAAAACAAGUGGGGAGAGUUCCUGCAAAUCUUUGCACAGCUUUCAGAAAUAUGAUUUCUCGGAACACUAUCAGAUGCAUUAAGUGUAAAGUCACAGGACCACCAAGACUCUCAGCAAAUCCACCAUCAAACCAACGAUACCGGUCAAACAAUAGAGGUCAUGACAGACCAGGUGGGGGAGCAGACAUUCCUUGUUCUUAUUAUUUGCAUAUACGUGACCGGAUGUUUGCAGAUACAAUGCAUAUUCUUGAAGACUGUGUACCUCUUAGGGAACUUGAUGAAAGAGUACACGCAUGAACAUCAUGUAAACAAAUUUAUUGAUAUCAAUUCAUACAGCAAGUUCAAAACAACAAGCAUUUGUAUUCUUAAUCAUGUAUGAUACACAACAUAUUAUGUAAUCAUGUUAGAUAUGUAAUAUUUUUUUAAUAUGUAUAUAAAAAUACAACAAUAUGAAGAAAACAUACCCCCACUGUAAGGAUCACCAAACUUUUAUAGAAUUUGAUAAUAAUCCAAAAAUAAUCAGAGCAUGAAAAUUAAACUUGGUAAAAAUGGAAGAGACUACUGCAGCAUUCAUUUAUAAUUCUUUAUUUCUCGAAUGUCUAGUUGCAUUGUUUUUACAUAGAAUGUCUUCUUAACUUGUAAAUAGACAUUUGUUGCUCUCCUUAAAAUUUAUAUAUAUACAUAUCAUUAAAUCAAAUCAAUACAGUUUUACAUUCCCAAACACAAUCAUAAUACAUGUACUGGUGCGUGGAUCCUUAAAUUAACAUGUUUAUUUUCUUUUCUUAACACUUUAAAUACUGUAUGAAAAGCAGGGUGAAAACAAAACAAGUACAUGAUGAAUAUUAACAGUAGUAAACAUUGUGAUUAAGUACAACAUAUGAAUAUUAGGAUAAUCCCAAAGUAAGAAUUGGGUGGAGCAUAUAGAAAAUAAAUUUAUCAAAAAUAUUGUACACACAGUAA